Molecule: messenger RNA, 3405 nt
Organism: Corvus hawaiiensis (hawaiian crow)
Lineage: Eukaryota; Metazoa; Chordata; Aves; Passeriformes; Corvidae
Gene: CIB3
Product: calcium and integrin binding family member 3
Exons: 6
Coding region: 2115-2678 (187 amino acids)
Molecular function (GO): calcium ion binding
Source: RefSeq, a predicted model, not a curated record
GCACUCGAGCCCCGUCCGCCCGCGCCGUCAGGGGAACCGAGCUGAGAAUGAGCCCCGUCUGCCCGCUCCGUGAGGGGAACCGAGCUGAGAAUGAGCCCCGUCCGCCCGCGCCGUCAGGGGAACCGAGCUGAGAAUGAGCCCCGUCUGCCCGCUCCGUGAGGGGAACCGAGCUGAGAAUGAGCCCCGUCCGCCCGCGCCGUCAGGGGAACCGAGCUGAGAAUGAGCGGCCUUGCACCGCCGUGAGGGGAACCGAGCUGAGAAUGAGCCGCCUUGCACCGCCGUGAGGGGAACCGAGCUGAGAAUGAGCCGCCUUGCACCGCCGUGAGCAGGACCGGGAACGAGCCCCGUCCGCCCGCUCCGUGAGGGGAAGCGACACUGAGCCCAGUCCGGGGCUAUCUCCGUGAGGGGAACCGAAGUGGGACUUGCAAAAUGUGGACUACGUCAAGAUCAUCUUAAAUGAGAAUGUUUUUUGAUGUAAACGCUUUGUACACUUUCAAACCUAGUCAGCAAGAAAGGAGACCUAAUGAGUGGAAAGACAGCAGCUAGCAGCCCUUAGUCAAAGACAUAUGGUAACUAACAAGAUUUAGGGGUGCAGUAAAUAAAAAUGUGUAUGUAUACAUUGAUAAUUUGGCAAAAGAUUCAAGAUCUUUAUAUCCAACAGCUGAACUAUCUUCAUUAUAAUACUUAAAAUCAUGUCUAUGGGUCAAAAAGACCCUGACCAGAUGCAGACCCUUCCCUGAGCAUGUGGAGAAGUUAGCUAGGCAUUGGCUAACUUGUAUGGAAAUUACUAAAUAAUCGAGGGGCUGACCUUGGAAAAAGACUAACUCUGAACUUCUGUAAAUAAUGGCAUGGAAAGUCCAGUGGGGUGUGUUGGAUUUGUGCAAACCCACCAAGCAUCCAGACUUGUGCAAAUAAUCAGUGUCUCUCUCAAGGGUGUAAUUAUUGGUGUGUUGCACCAAUAAAUCUGAUUUUGUGGACAACAGGACAGAGUCACCCUGGGGAGAACACCUGGAGAUCCAGGCUACACCCAGAGAAACCAGCCCUAUCCUUCCCCACACUUCUUGUUCCACCCCGAACAGAACCAUUCCAAAUAGUUUUUUCUAUGUGAAGGUGCCCUGAUGAGCAAGCCUGCCCUGGGAACAGAUCUUCCACCAGCCAGAGGGAACCAGUGACCCAGAAACAGAGACUUUAUAGAUCCAUGAAAAAGCAGCCUGCCACAUGCUGUGCAGCCAGAUCCUCCUUUUUUUGCCUGUUAUUUCAUCUUUCAUACAGCCUGUAGCAUCACAUUUCUGUUUACAUGUAUGAACUAUACACUCAUCUUUUCAGUGUAAAGACCAUAUCUGUAUCAGUAUGGAUGGAUGGCAUGCUAACAACCAUUAAUUAGAAGUAACAUACAUCAGCAGAUGAUGCAGAAGAAAAGGAGUGAGCGGACUUUAUGGGUACUACCUCCAGUACAAACUACCAUUAGCAUUAGUGUAUUACAACAAUGUGCAUUAAGGGAAAAUACUGGCACAGGCUGCCCAGGACAGUGGUGGUCACCAUCCCUGUGAGUGUUCAAAAAAUGUGUGGAUGUGGCACUUGGGGACAUGGUAUAAUGGUGACCUCGGUAGUGCUGCAUUAAUGGUUGUACUCCAUGAUCUAAAAGUGCUCUUCCAACCUUUACAAUUCUAUGACUCUAUAAAAAGUGAGAAGGAGGAGGGGUUACCAAAUUUCCAUCAUUUGCUGUUAAAUUUUAAAGAUGGAAAAUGCUACUAACACUUUUCAGUUAAUUCACUGUAUCUGAAGGCAUGAAAAACCAGGAUCCACUGAAUCUACCUGCAGCUGAAGGGCACUAAUGAGCAGCUAUUACUUAUUUGGCUAAAUCUUGUAACCUGAGUCUUCGUGGUGCACACAGGAGACGGGUGAAUGCUGCUGGAUAAGAGCCUCAAGCAGCCAGACUAAAGAUUUGAUGAAAUGCUCCUAUUAUGAUACUUUGCAGCCUGUAGCAAUUGGUUACCUGAUCCUCUGCUGUACCUGAACCUCAUUGUUGCAGCUUUUAAUAACUGAAUAUCCAGACGACCUAUAAAGGUGCCUUUGAAGAAAGAACUGACAGGAGUCAGUAUUCCCAGCUCAACAUGGGCAACAAGCAAACCAUUUUCACUCAAGAGCAACUGGAUGCAUAUCAGGACUGCACAUUCUUCACAAGGAAAGAAAUUUUGAGGCUGUUUUACAGGUACCGAGAUCUGGCCCCGCAGCUCGUUCCCCUUGACUACACUGACAAACCAGCCGUGACACUUCCCUACGAGCUCAUUGGCAGCAUGCCAGAGCUCAAGGACAACCCAUUUCGCCAGCGGAUAGCAGAAGUGUUCUCAGAGCACGGAGAUGGCAACAUGACUUUAGAUGACUUUUUGGACAUGUUUUCUGUGCUAAGUGAAAUGGCUCCCAGAGACUUGAAAGCUUAUUAUGCUUUUAAAAUUUAUGAUUUCAACAAUGAUGAUUACAUAUGCAAAUCAGAUCUAGAGAAAACUGUUAACAAAUUAACCCGAAAUGAACUGACCCCGGAAGAAGUCAGCCUUGUGUGUGAAAAGGUGAUUUACGAGGCCGAUGUGGAUAAUGAUGGCAAACUGUCCUUGGAAGACUUUCAGCAUAUGAUCGUACGAGCUCCAGAUUUCCUCAGCACCUUUCAUAUUCGAAUCUGAAUCUAGUCAAACAUGGGGACGGGAGCACUUCUGGGACUUUCAACAACUAUUACUUCACCUGAGAUUACCAACCAUGAGAGCACAAGAUGAGAGGGGCAAAGAGGACAGCUUCUGGUAACUGAACCAGUCAGAGAACUGUCUUUCGUUUCUCUCUUUAAAAGGAACAAUUCAUUAAGCUCUUCAUCAGGAUUGUAAUUUAGAAAAAUGUCUACUCCCCACCCUCAGCUAGAGCAAACCUGGCCUGGACAGUCAAGAGAGAAGUAUUUUGUUUUAAAGUUCAGAUACCACCAGGUAGUGAAGGAACUUGUACCAAGCUACAACCUCUAAAAAUUCACCCCAAAAAUGCCUGAACAAGUAAAAACAUCCCUUUAGUUUCAAAACCGUAAGUAACUCCUCUGAUUAUUUAUGGUCUUAAUAAAUGGUCCAGUGAAUCAAUUCCUGAAGUGUUCUCCCACAAUGCAGAUUUACAAUUAAAAAGUCAGCAUAGUUUAGAGACAAAAGAGUCCAGCCCAGGUCCUGUCCCUCUCCUCCAUUUUUGGAAAUCCCUUAUUUUCCACACCCACCAGGCUCCCUAUACACAAAUGAUGAAUAGGACUGACAAACUUUUAAGUUUGUAAAAUUCUCUUUUCAAAAGAAGUUUAUUUAUGCAGUGCUCAGGGUCCUGUACAAGAGAGUAAAAACAGACACUGUAAUAAACAACAGUUUUGUUUUAAUACAAACAAGAAAA